Molecule: messenger RNA, 1740 nt
Organism: Bacillus rossius redtenbacheri
Lineage: Eukaryota; Metazoa; Arthropoda; Insecta; Phasmatodea; Bacillidae
Product: fatty acyl-CoA reductase wat-like
Exons: 9
Coding region: 1-1620 (539 amino acids)
Biological process (GO): long-chain fatty-acyl-CoA metabolic process
Cellular component (GO): peroxisome
Molecular function (GO): alcohol-forming very long-chain fatty acyl-CoA reductase (NADP+) activity
Source: RefSeq, a predicted model, not a curated record
AUGUCCAUACACGACAGCAUGAUGUAUAUGGGCGAGAGCACGACGUCUCUCGGGUACAACUUGACGUCUCCAGGCGACAACACGCCGGUGCAGGACUUCUACCGGGACUGCGGGGUGCUGGUGACGGGCGGGACAGGAUUCCUGGGCAAGCUUGUCAUAGAGAAGAUCCUGCGAUGCUGUCCCGCCGCCAGGACCGUGUACGUGCUGAUACGACCGAAGAAAGGCGUGUCGGCGGAGGACAGGAGGAAGGCGCUUAUGGACAACGAGCAACGUAAAGGUUCCGCGAGUUGUAGUUGCUCGCAGGUGUUCGAGCGCAUGAAGAGCGAGCAGCCCGACUGGCAGAGCAGGCUCGUGUUCGUGUCUGGAGACUGCUCGCAGCCUCGCCUGGGGCUGAGCGACACUGACUACCAUCACCUCACUCAACACGUCAACAUCGUGCUGCAUCUGGCCGCCACCGUCAGGUUCGACGAGACCUUGAAGGUGGCGAUCGCCAUCAACGUGAAGGGAACAGAAGAGGUCAUCCGGCUCUGCCGGGACUGUGUUCAUCUGAAGGAGGAAUAUCAGUUCAGCACAAUGUCUGUGGACGACAACACGCCGUCUGCAGGCGACAACUCGCCGGUGCAGGACUUCUACCGGGACUGCGGGGUGCUGGUGACGGGCGGGACAGGAUUCCUGGGCAAGCUCGUCAUAGAGAAGAUCCUGCGAUGCUGUCCUGCCGCCAGGACCGUGUACGUGCUGAUACGACCGAAGAAAGGCGUGUCAGCGGAGGACAGGAGGGAGGCGCUUAUGGACAACGAGGUGUUCGAGCGCAUGAAGAGCGAGCAGCCAGACUGGCAGAGCAGGCUCGUGUUCGUGUCUGGAGACUGCUCGCAGCCUCGCCUGGGGCUGAGCGACAGUGACUACCAUCACCUCACUCAACACGUCAACAUCGUGCUGCAUCUGGCCGCCACCGUCAGGUUCGACGAGACCUUGAAGGUGGCGAUCGCCAUCAACGUGAAGGGAACAGAAGAUAUCAUUCGGCUCUGCCGGGACUGUGUUCAUCUGAAGGGUGCUGUAUGUGUGUCGACUGCUUAUUCGAACUGCAUCCAUCGAGUGGUGAAAGAGGAGAUUUACAGCCCACCCAUGGCAUUGGAUCACUUGUUCAUGCUGAUGGACAGGUUUACUGAACGUGAAAUUGUCAUGCUGCUUCCAAAGAUAAAAGGGGAAUGGCCGAAUACUUAUACAUUUUCUAAAGCAAUGUCAGAGAACUUAUUAUCUACUCAGGCAAGAGAUUUACCCGUGGCUAUCGUUCGACCAUCAAUGGUUUUAGCAGCCAUCGCUGAACCUCUCCCAGGAUGGUUGGGGAAUGUGUACGGUCCAAUUGGCAUAUCCUUGGGAGCAGGCACUGGCAUCUUACACGUGUGCUACGUCGACGCAGAAAAAGUGCUGGACAUUGUCCCAGCAGAUAUGGUUUCCAACUGCAUUAUAGCGGCGGCUUUUGCGACGGAGAAUAGGAUUACUAUUGGACUUCGGCCUCAGCUGGAAGGGAAAGCCUCCAAUGAUGCUGAAAAUUUACAGAAAGUUACAAAAAGUUGCCAUGAUUACAAAUUACUUCUCGUUACAAGAGUGGAAGAUUGUUGACGAUAACACAAGAAAUCUUUACGAGAAACUUGAAAAUAGAGACAAAAAAAUAUUUUACUUUGAUACUCAACAGAGAAUCAGUCUACAACAAUAUAUGUUUGAUUCUGUUCUUGGAGCAAG